AGCGACGACCCCCAUCUAAAAUUAAAAUUCCAGUGGCGCACCGCUCAGCCACUCCAGGUCUGAUACGACGCUCUGCUCCUCCAAUCCUGGCGCGGUUAUCUAGUCAAUCACUCACAGCAGUCGUCAUCAUCGAAGGCCAAAGAGAGGGGAGAGCGAGCGCAGAGAAUGGCGGGGGCGAUCACGCUGAGCAGCGGGUUCAGGAUGCCGAUCAUCGGCCUUGGCGUGUGGCGGAUGGAGGGCAAGUCCAUCCGCGACCUCGUCCUCUCCGCCAUCAAUAUCGGCUACCGCCACUUCGACUGUGCAGCCGACUACCAGAAUGAAUCAGAAGUUGGUGAAGCUCUUGCAGAGGCAUUUCAGACGGGUCUGGUGAAAAGGGAAGACCUUUUCAUCACCACAAAGCUUUGGAAUUCGGAUCAUGGGCAUGUUUCGGAGGCCUGUCAGGACAGCUUGAAGAAACUCCAACUAGACUAUCUUGAUCUGUACCUUGUUCACUUUCCUAUAGCAACCAGGCAUACUGGGGUUGGGACGACUGGUAGUGCCCUUGAUGAAGAUGGUGUGCUGGACAUAGACACUAACAUUUCACUCGAGACUACGUGGCAUGCAAUGGAAGAUCUUGUUUCCAAAGGAUUGGUUCGCAGCAUUGGAAUAAGCAACUAUGACAUCUUUCUUACUAGAGACUGCAUAGCUUACUCCAAAAUAAAGCCUGCGGUGAAUCAAAUCGAGACACAUCCUUACUUCCAGCGUGAUUCACUUGUCAAAUUCUGCCAAAAGCAUGGGAUUUGUGUUACUGCGCACACUCCUCUGGGCGGUGCAGCUGCCAAUGCUGAAUGGUUUGGUUCCAUCUCAUGUCUUGAAGAUCCAGUGAUCAAGACUUUGGCAGAGAAAUAUAACAAGACAGUAGCUCAGCUUGUUCUCCAGUGGGGUGUCCAGAGAAACACUGCUGUUAUCCCAAAGAGCUCGAAAGUUGAGAGGUUACGCGAGAACUUCCAAAUUUUCAAUUUCACUAUAUCGGAUGAGGACAUGGAAAAGAUCAAAACUAUCGAUCGCAAGUGUCGUACUAAUCAGCCAGCGAAGUUCUGGGGCAUAGACCUUUAUGCUUAGACUCGACGAUUUGAGUGAUUCUAAUAGCUGGGGAAGUUAUAUUUUAAUUGGCUCUUAGGUGACUAAAAUGCUUCCCUCGAUCCUUAUUCCCCAAGUAUUUCCAUUCUUGAUAGAUUGCAGAAAUGUUGUAUCACAGUCGGUUCGAUUCUGGUGGCUUCAUAAGUUCACACGGCUACAUUUUUUGUAAUAAUUUCUAUAUCACAUAUUUGGACCCUUAUAUUUGAUGAUUGGAACUAUUAAUCGUGAUCUAUGAUAUUUGAAAUUCUAGGAA
Molecule: messenger RNA, 1372 nt
Organism: Ananas comosus (pineapple)
Lineage: Eukaryota; Viridiplantae; Streptophyta; Magnoliopsida; Poales; Bromeliaceae
Product: NADP-dependent D-sorbitol-6-phosphate dehydrogenase-like
Exons: 6
Coding region: 166-1101 (311 amino acids)
Molecular function (GO): aldose-6-phosphate reductase (NADPH) activity
Source: RefSeq, a predicted model, not a curated record